This is a messenger RNA of Sarcophilus harrisii (Tasmanian devil), 2045 nucleotides long. Its product is annotated as radial spoke head 1 homolog. The record is from RefSeq and is a predicted model, not a curated record. NCBI's taxonomy places the organism in Eukaryota, Metazoa, Chordata, Mammalia, Dasyuromorphia, Dasyuridae. Gene Ontology annotation, biological process: axoneme assembly; spermatid development. The coding region runs from base 272 to 1096 and encodes 274 amino acids. The transcript is spliced from 9 exons. Gene Ontology annotation, cellular component: motile cilium; nucleus.
UUCUCCCUCCCCACCCCCCUUUGUAUCCUUUGUUCUUCUUCAGAUUCUCAACUAAAGUCACACUCCCCCCUUCCCCUUCCUCCACUCCCCCUCCACCUCUACUCUUCUUUCUCCCCUGGGAAAGGAGAUCCUAAGGUUGGGGGUGACUACUUGAGGGCUGGAGAAGGGGAAGGUGUGCACUAGCGCAUCUCUUCUUGGUGCUUGUUGAUGGAAAAACUGCUGUCCGAAGUGACUAAACCCCUCCAGACGUGCUUGUGGUGGUGGUGAAGAAAUGUCUGAUGACGAUUCUGAUGAACUUGAGGAGGAGGAGAACUUGUUUCGUCUCGGGGAGUAUGAAGGAGAACGCAAUGAGGCAGGUGAACGACAUGGAUUUGGGAAAGCAAUAUUGCCCAAUGGGGAUAAGUAUGAAGGACAAUAUGAAUAUGGCAAAAGACAUGGUCAGGGGAUCUACAAAUUUAAGAAUGGUUGUCAAUACAUUGGACAAUAUCAAGAAAAUAAAAAACAUGGUCAUGGCGUUUUUUUCUAUGCAGAUGGAUCAAAAUAUGAAGGAAACUGGGUAAACGAUGAAAGGCAAGGCUUUGGAGUAUAUAAGUAUGCAAAUCAGGAUACAUAUAAAGGACAGUGGUUUGCUGGCCAAAGGCAUGGGAGAGGAACUUACUACUAUGCUGAGACUGGCUCAAAGUAUGUUGGUACUUGGAUAUAUGGACAACAACAGGGAACAGGAGAACUCAUUCACCAAAAGCACAGAUACCAGGGCAAGUUCAUGGGAAAAAAUCCAGUGGGCCCUGGAAAGUAUAUUUUUGAUAUUGGAUGUGAGCAGCAUGGUGAAUAUGAAUUUAAACCAAAGGGAGAAGUGGGAGAAGGAGAGGACGAAGAAAUUGCAAAACCUCUUGAUCCACGGUGGAAAGCUAAAAACAUUACUCCAUUAACCUUCUACAUACCACCUCUUUAUGAAGUACCACUACCAACAGAACCCCAAACAUCUGAAGCUAGUGAAAAUGUUCCUCUUACUAAUGAAGGAAAAGCUACUAAAGAAAAUAAAGCGAGAGAAGAUCAAGAAGCCCUUAAUAAUGAAGACAGUAAGAAAGAUGAGUAAGAGAAAAAAGAAAGACAAUGAAAAUCACCAACUUAAAAUUGAAUGAACCAACAGAAAAGGAGAUUGCAUGGCAGGUUUUUAACAUUACAAUAAUCUUACUUUACAUAGUUUGCUAAAUUAAAUUAAGCUAAUAAACAUGAUCAGUUGUUUUAGAAAUCCAUUAUUGCACAUCCUUUAAACCAAAAAGCUUUAGAUUAUGGUAUAAUGGAUCUAGUAGCAAACUUGGAAUCAGGAAGAUGUGAGUUGAAAUCCAGUCCUUUAACUUCACAGUGAGUGUACUAUACUUUCUGGGAUUCCUUGCCUAAAUCUCACUUGCCAGGUCAACAGAAGGCACCUCACUUCUACAAGUCAUUGUUUUAGUAGUAAUAGUAAGUAACCUUGAGGUUCUGAGUUUUUCUGAUAUUUAUGAGUUCUCAAGAACUUCUUGUUCAUUAUUAACCAAACUUAAUUAGGGCAAUUUUAAAAGACAUUUGCUAAGCACAUAUCGCAAGAACAGUUAUAGAAACAAUUUCCCCUUUUCCAACCUGAAGGAACACUCGCCCUUUGCACACAAAAAGUCUCUGGAGAGGUAGGUCCAAAAUAUAAAACACAAAGACAGCAGGGCACAUAUGCAAUCACAAAGUAAAUGGAGUACUGGGCUUGGAUUCAAGAAGAUCUGGAUUCAGACCCUACCACAAACCCUUAUUAGAUGUAUGAUCCUACUUAAUAUUCACUUAAAAUAACUUAAAAUUCUCUCUUUGUUCCCACACUAUAAACUAGAGAUAAUAGAACUCUAGAAUUGUUGUGAAGACAAAUUAGGAUAUUUGUAAAGCACUGUAUAAGUUUAAAGAUGUAUAGAAAUGUAACAAAGGGGCAAAAAUGAGCUAGUAAAUAUUAAUAACUAGCUGGGGUGGGGACACAAAUACUGCACAUUUUUAAGUUUAAUCCACAUUAUCAACAUUUUCUCUAU